AUGUCUGACGAGAAGGGGCACAAUGAGGUGGCGGAGGACAUAGUCACGGAGAGGAGCGUUGAAGACCAUCUCCAGCCCCCCGCUGGCACCCUGUCAGACUCAGAGUUGGCCCUCGUCGUCGCCCUGCCAAAUCAGGCAUCCAGCGAGAUGUACUCAGCCCCCAUAGCCAAGGCCAACAAGCCCUCCAUAGAGAUUCACUCAGCAGCCCCCUUAGCCAAGGACAGUGAACACUCCACGGAGAUGACUCAGCCUCCCGCUCUAGCCCAGCCAAAUGCACCCUCUGUGCUCCCCAGCCAAACGCACCCUCUUCAGGGCUGCUCUUCUCCAAGUAUCCCAUCAUCCCCUCCUCAGCUCCUUGCUGAAGAUCUCCUGCCCCAGGACACUGAUGAUGAUGAUGAUGAUGCCGCAGCUGCAGGCUGCUCCGAUAGUCCACAUGCCAAGAGAAGACUCCUAGAUCAAAACCACGCAGCUCGCUCCACCACCACCCUCUACAAGGCCUUCGACAGUGACGCAUGCCCCAGCGCACCGCCACUGCCAGAGGAUGACAACUUCCUGUCGGGACUUCCUGUCGGGGCUUGCUGGGCCAGGGAGGAAGAGGAGGGGAUUGAUGUCGAGGAAGAGGAUGCAGAUGUGGUGGUGGAGGAGGAGUAUGAUGAUGAUGAGGAUGAUAAUGAUCCUAACCACAACAAUAAGGAUGAUGACGGGAAUCUGCAACAGGGGUAUUUGCUGCAACAACAACAACAACAACAACAACAACAACAACAACAACAACAACAACAACAACAACAACAACAACAACAACAACAACAACAACAACAACAACAACAACAACAGCAACAGCAGCACAGUAUGUUACAGCAACAGCCAGAUCUCCGUCCCCAUGUCCAGGAGCGAGAGCUGCAGCUGAGGCAGGAGCGCCACACUCUCCUGCAGGUGCGUCACCAGCAGCAGCUCCAGUUUCAUCUCCAUCAGCAGCAGCAACAGCUGCAGCAUCUCCUGCAUCCUCCACAGCAGCAGCAUCCUCACCUUCUGGGUCGCCAAGGGCAACAACAGCAGCAGCAGCAGCAGCAUCAGUACCACCACCACCACCAGCACCAACAGCUUCAGCAGCAGCCUGCACAGCCUCAGUUACCACAGCAACGGACACAACUACCAGGGCAACAGAAGAAUCCUAAUCAACAACAGACACCACCAAAGCAGCACCAUCAGAGGCCACCAAAACCACCAAAACACAGGCAUCCUCACUACCAACAACUAGCAGAACGACAAGGUUCUUCUCCUCAGUUGUGGAAACUACAAAGACAACCGUCUGAUCAUCAACCACAGACAGAACAACAACAAGAAGAAACACCACGAGCCACUCAGCAGCCUGACCAUCAACAACUGGCCCAGGAACAGCAGCGGCAUCAGCAGCCAUCGGCGCGAGAGCAGCAUCCCCCUCGUCAGCAUCCAUGGAAACAGAAGCCUCAUCAGCAGCAUCAGCAGGGACUGGAUCUGCAGCAGCAUCAGCAGCCUACGAAGAGCAGGCCUCCCAGGGACAAAGAGGCACGGCAGAACCAACAGAUACAACAGGCCGCGUGUGAGCAGGCCGUCUUCCUGCCUCCCCCGCACGGCAUCCUGGGAGUCUGUGGCACCCAAUCAGACAGCGCCAUCAGCGGGCAGGAAGUGGUGACGGGCCAGCGUCUGUUCUACGGGGCGCGCGUGGGCAGCGAGACACGCAACGUGGAGUUCAAGAGGGGAGGAGAAAAGCUGCAGAUCUAG
Molecule: messenger RNA, 1761 nt
Organism: Engraulis encrasicolus (European anchovy)
Lineage: Eukaryota; Metazoa; Chordata; Actinopteri; Clupeiformes; Engraulidae
Product: putative mediator of RNA polymerase II transcription subunit 26
Exons: 6
Coding region: 1-1761 (586 amino acids)
Source: RefSeq, a predicted model, not a curated record